GUUGAAAUAGUUGGGAUCGUUCUAGCACCUCUGGAAUUUGCUCAGCGUCCAGAUAUGGUAUACCUCAUGUUCCCAAAGGAUUUUCAGGAUGCCCUUUGAAACAUCCCGUAUACUUCUCUAGACUUGCUACCGGUCCUCGACGUUGCCAAAAAGGCGGAAAUGCAGUGGCUCGUCACUCAUACCUCUGUGAUGUUCUCGGCUAAGGAAGCGCGGAUUCAACGAAAAAAUUUGGCACCUGGUGUUUCUAUAGAUGAUUUGAGGAUGAACUUCAAAGAUUCUCUGUUCAUCAUGUUCAUGAGCUUCUCGGGUCUCCAGGGAGAUCGUUCGCGCGUUUUUGUUAUCAAUCAGCCUGAAGGUAGCGGCAUGCAUGCCAUCUUCUUCAUGCAAUCACUACGACUAGAUAUUGCAAACGCGACGGUAAUGCUCGCAGAGAGCAUACGGACUAUCAAUGUCAAUGCCGUUGAGCUACAACUAUGGAAGCACGCAAUUCCGGCGUUCGUAGAACGUUGCAGAGACUGGAAGCAUCUUCCAACGUGCGAGUACAAGACUGAGCAGCGAAUCCCGUUGUCCUACGCCCGUGGCAAACAAGUCAUCUGCUCGUGCGGAAAUGGCAAACUUCCAUCAGACUUCAUUGAAGGUGUACCAAAGUGGGAUCUGGUAAAGAACUACGCCGUACGGGUUGCAGUCUCUCCCGUCUUUCCAGUCCCAUACGUCGAGGCGUUGGCCGGCAAGGAAAGCAGAUUCCUUGAGCCCCCUAAGCCAAAUGUUGAAGCGUGUGCCGUCUGCGUUAAAACAGCAGAUGAAAUUGGCAAAGCACUGAUGAGGUGUGCAAACUGCCAGAGCGAUGACUCGGUCUCGGAGCAUCUUGUAUGUCUUUUCUGA
This is a messenger RNA of Mytilinidion resinicola, 882 nucleotides long. RefSeq lists its product as uncharacterized. The record is from RefSeq and is a predicted model, not a curated record. NCBI's taxonomy places the organism in Eukaryota, Fungi, Ascomycota, Dothideomycetes, Mytilinidiales, Mytilinidiaceae. The transcript is spliced from 2 exons. Bases 160 to 882 code for a protein of 240 amino acids.